GCCAGAGUUUAGGAAUAUCAAGGAUAUAUACAUUUUUUUAAGUUUCCUCACUUCUUCUACAUAUCUGUUUGACAUUAAAUAAUGCUGUUUGAAAUAUAUAGUUAGGAUUAUAAAAGAUGGAUUUCCAUAUUCCAAGAUGUUGACAAAAGAGGUGUGAUUGAACUUUCAUUUGGUGGGCGGAGUAAGAGGAGAGGGAGGUUGAAUUUAAUUGUCCGCCAUGUUGUGCUAAAAGUGUUUUCCUCCUGUCAAAUUAAUGAAUUUCUCUAUAGUUUGUGGCUAAAAUAUGGAAGAAACUAAAGUAAUUUAUCAUAUAGAUGACGAAGAAACUCCAUAUUUAGUGAAAAUACCAAUAUCUCCGGAUAGAGUGACUCUAGCAGACUUUAAAAAUGUUCUCAAUAGACCCAACUACAAGUUUUUCUUUAAAUCGAUGGACGAUGAUUUUGGUGUGGUGAAAGAAGAAAUUGUGGAAGAUGGUGCUCAUUUACCUUGCUUUAAUGGAAGAGUUGUCAGCUGGUUGGUAUCAGCAGAUGGUUCCAAUCAAUCAGACGGCGGCUCACAGUGCACGACAGACAGUGUUACAAACCAAUCAGAGAACCGGUUACCUCCACCAGCACCCGAGUCUGUCUGUACAGACACAGAGAGCAUCAUUAGUUCUAGACAGGGUAGAAGGCAUCAUAAAUACUCAUCCAGAAUUAAUGGACAUCUUCCAAGAGUUUAUGAGACUGCAUCCAUCGUGAGCUCUGACUUGGAGACUACCAGUUUCCAAUCAGAAACGACAGGUAGACACACUGCAUUAUCAGAAUGUUCGAGUGUGAGCAGAUUGCACGUUGCUGGGCGGAAAAGACCUCAGAGGCGGCGAAAACAAAGGUUACAAGCUAUGUCUAGGACCAGUUCAUAUUCAAGUAUAACAGACUCGACAAUGUCUCUAAAUAUAAUCACUGUCACAUUGAAUAUGGACACAGUGAACUUUCUGGGCAUCUCUAUAGUUGGGCAAAGCAAUAAAGGUGGAGAUGGUGGUAUAUAUGUUGGAUCUAUCAUGAAAGGCGGUGCGGUAGCGCUAGAUGGUAGGAUAGAACCGGGUGAUAUGAUAUUACAAGUAAAUGACGUUAAUUUUGAAAAUAUGUCAAACGACGAGGCUGUUAAAGUUUUAAGAGAAGUUGUACAAAAACCAGGACCUAUUAAACUAGUUGUUGCCAAAUGCUGGGACCCCAAUCCCAAAGGGUAUUUUACCAUACCCAGGACUGAACCUGUCAGGCCUAUAGACCCAGGAGCUUGGGUAGCUCACACGGCGGCAGUUCGGGGUGAUCCCGUGGCUCGACCACCGAGUAGUUCUACGGUAUCUAGCUCGUCAAUCGCUAGCACUAUACCGGCCAAUGAACGUGAGUGUCUUCUUGGUCCUGACCUAGAAGAAACACUGAGCGUGAAUUCGCCAAUGUCGCAAGUAGUGCAAGCGAUGCAGCGGCCGGAUAGCGGCCUGGAGAUCCGGGAUCGAAUGUGGCUGAAGAUCACCAUUCCGAACGCGUUCAUCGGCACCGAUCUGAUCGAUUGGCUGCUGACACACGUAGAGGGCUUCCACGAACGGAGGGAUGCCAGAAAGUACGCCUCGCACCUGCUCAAGGCCGGGUUCAUCAGGCAUACUGUUAACAAGAUCACUUUUUCUGAGCAGUGUUAUUACAUCUUCGGUGACCUGUGUUCGGCUAUGAGCAACCUGAAGGUGCAAGGGGAUACAGACAGUGUGGGUCCGUUGCCGAACGUCCCCAAUUACAUGCCGUAUAGUGGUACUUAUAACCCGCUCGAGUAUAUGCCGAUGCCAUUUUACAGUGAAAAUACCGUCUAUGGUUACAAUAAGGAAGAGUCUGUGCUUAGCGGAAGCGGGGGUUCGAGUGGUUCCGACCACCUGAAAGACCCCGCAGGCGGAGGCAGCGGCGGCGUAGCCGGCGGUCACAGCAGCGCCUCCGACAGCGACCUCACCUCCUUGGGGCCCCGCAGCGGGGUUGGAGGGGGUCACACCGGCCCCACAGGAAACGGCAACGGUAGCUCCAACGGCUCCGAGCAGAGCAGCGGUACGCAGAUCGCAGGAGGCGGUGGCCAGGGCCAAGGGCAUCCCAAGGACAUUGCCGUCUUAAGUUACCUCUAGUGCAAUAUUACACACAUCAUUUAGAAAUUGCUUUGCCAUAUCUCCGAAGAUACAGGAUUGGUAAGUUACCAAUUUACGCAAACUUAGGACAACAACCGUACUAUCAACGUAUCAAAAAAUUUUGUAUGUGCUUGUUAUAUUAAUUUUAUUUAUUUCCUCAUUGAUAGUUUUUCAAUUUGUAUAUCACCUUCCAAAAUUUGUACUGAUUGAAUGUUUAUAUAGCAUACUUAAGUCUACAUUGUUGUGUAUCAUAUCGUUUUUCAAAAAACGUGUCUCUUGGACAUUAUAGAUAUAGGUUGUAUUUUUUAUAUUUUCCAUUAUGUAUGUUAAGAAACACUGUAAUAUUAGAUUUGCAAACAUAUUAUCAAACGUUUUUGUAAGAAUUUAUGUUCAUUAUUGUAUGUAAAUAAUUCAAGGUGAUAACAGCGACAGUUUUAUAAUUAAUAUAAAUAAUUGAAUUGCUUUGCAUCAACAAUCGAGAAAAGUAGCCUGCAAUAGUUUUUUAAACAAUGCGAAUUGCAGCAUGCACAUUUUGUAUAAUUAAUACAAAAAAGCACGUAUCAAUGAUCGCAUCCUGCCACAAAUUUCUAUAUUCUUUUCACGUUUUGUUUGGAGGUAAUAAUUCAUUCAGUUUUGCAAGUAUCGAUAUCUUCAAACAUCACCUUUCCGAAAGAUAUUAUUGAACAAGAUAUUAAAAUAUGUGAUACGGGUUAUCAGAUAUACCACUUUUUGAAUGACCUAAAACUGUUGUUGUUUUGUCACCUGGUGUUAUGUAGUUUUACGUUAUCAUAUUCAAGUAGAAGAAUACUGCCAUAUUUCAUUGUGAGGUGCUUUUUAUAUAAUUUUAUUGAAAUUAAGUGUACGUAAACCAUAUAUUUAUUUUCUAUGUGAUAUUUAUUUGCAAUUUAUUUAUAUUUUUCAUUUAAUAAUGAUGUAUAUAUAAAAAACAAAUAACGCUAACAGGGUAUAUUUGUUUUUGCGUUUUUGAAGAAAUAGAUGAAUUAUAUUUUAGUUAUUAAUCAUGAAUUAUUUGUGCUAUUUUGUGGAAUAUACAGGGAAAUAUGUAGUCCAGAAUUUUGAGUGUGACUGAGGGUACAUAAAAGUAUACUCAUGAAAUAAAGUUCGUCUGUAAUA
Acanthoscelides obtectus is the source of this 3271-nucleotide messenger RNA. Lineage: Eukaryota; Metazoa; Arthropoda; Insecta; Coleoptera; Chrysomelidae. The record is from the annotation of a GenBank genome assembly.